This is a messenger RNA of Megalopta genalis, 4010 nucleotides long. RefSeq lists its product as uncharacterized. The record is from RefSeq and is a predicted model, not a curated record. NCBI's taxonomy places the organism in Eukaryota, Metazoa, Arthropoda, Insecta, Hymenoptera, Halictidae. Gene Ontology annotation, molecular function: oxidoreductase activity, acting on CH-OH group of donors; flavin adenine dinucleotide binding.
UCUGAGGAGUGGGAUAGAGGUGUGCGUGGGUAACCACAGGAAGAGAAUACUUUCACUGCCAAAGCACGGCCGGGAAGGACGAGAGGAGGCUCCAGUCAUCGGCCAGACCAACAAGGACGGUGAGAGUGAAACGAGUAGGGAGUGUUGUGUGUCGGAACAGUACGGUAUAGUUCUUCCGAGUGUCAUUACCGGUUCCGUGGCGGUCACUCGGCAAUCGGUAUCCGUGGCCGGUUAGGCGCCACGCUGCCAAAUCCGCCGAGAAUCGAACGCGUGUUUUUCUUCUUUUUUUUUUCCUUCUUCCAUUGUCUCUUUCGUUCAUCUCGUCUCAUCGCGCGCAACGCGAACGUCCGCGAGCGACGUCGAACGGGGUAUAUCGUCGAAGGGAUCGAGAUCGAGCAUCGUCGACCGGUCGGCGAAGGUCAAAAUCGUGAACGGUCGGCGGAUUUGACGGGCAACUUUCUACACCGGAAGUCGGCGAGAGGUGAAGAAGGACGAUCUUCCCCAUGAAGACCGCGGCACCAACUCUACGAUGACCACCGCAACCCCAUACACCCCGCUCAGAGUACCCAGGACCGAACGAUUAGGCACUCGUCCCCCAGACAUCCUCUAGCACCUUCGCAACGUUAUGCCACUCAACUCGAUCAAACUGCCAAAUCUUCAAAUUCGUCCAAAAUUACAAUUGAAGAAGCAUGGUGUUCAGCGCGAUAGUGGUGACAUCUGCCUUGAAGGGAGCCCUGGGCCUCGUGGGGACAAGCCUGUGGCUGAUCCCGUUGCUAAUAGCAGGCCUGUCCUAUUACCGCUACGACCAACUGGACCCGGAAAGCCGUCCCAUAAACAGAUACCCGCUGUACGCGGAAUACGACUUCAUCGUGGUAGGAGGCGGCUCGGCAGGAGCAGUGGUUGCCAGCAGAUUAUCAGAAAUCCCGGAUUGGAAUGUCCUUCUGUUGGAAGCCGGACCGGACGAGAACGAGAUAACAGAUGUGCCUUCGCUGGCUGCCUAUCUUCAGCUGACCAAGCUGGACUGGAAGUAUAAGACAGAACCGACUGGCAGGGCCUGUUUGGCGAUGAAAGGCGGCCGAUGCAAUUGGCCCAGAGGCAAGGUCUUGGGCGGUUCCAGUGUGCUCAACUACAUGCUGUACGUCCGAGGGAAUCGGCACGAUUACGACCACUGGGAGGCUCUUGGUAAUCCUGGCUGGGGAUUCAGUCAGGCUUUGUACUACUUCAAGAAGUCCGAGGACAACCGCAAUCCUUAUCUCCAGAAAAGCCCUUAUCAUUCUACGGGUGGCUAUCUAACGGUACAGGAAUCCCCAUGGAAGACACCCCUGGUGGUCGCCUUUGUGCAGGCUGGGGUGGAGAUGGGCUACGAGAAUAGGGACAUCAACGGCGAACGUCAAACAGGCUUCAUGAUCGCCCAAGGGACCAUCCGCCGAGGUAGCAGAUGCUCCACGGCUAAGGCGUUCCUCCGUCCUGUGAGACUCCGUAGAAACAUCCACACGGCUAUGAACGCCCACGUGACCAGGAUCCUGAUAGACCCGGUCACUAUGCGGGCCACCGGCGUGGAGUUCAUCAGGGACGGUCGCAGGCAGAUCGUCAGAGCACGGAAAGAGGUGAUCCUCUCGGCGGGAGCCAUAAACAGCGCCCAGAUCCUGAUGCUGUCCGGCAUAGGGCCGCAGGAGCACCUUCAGCAGAUGGGCAUUCCUGUGAUCAAGGAUCUCAGAGUUGGAGACAACCUCCAAGACCACGUUGGCAUGGGUGGACUGACCUUUUUGGUCGACAAGCCAGUCUCCAUAGUGCAAAACCGGCUUCAGGCUGCGCCGAUCACUAUGCACUACGUGGCCAAUGGAAGAGGACCCAUGACCACCCUGGGAGGGGUCGAAGGCUACGCCUUUGUCAACACCAAGUUCGCCAACAGGUCCAUGGACUACCCUGACAUUCAGUUCCACAUGGCGCCGGCCUCUAUCAACUCCGACGCUGGAGUCCAGGUUCGAAAAGUCCUGGGACUCACCGACGAGGUCUAUGACGCUGUCUACAAGCCCAUCGCGGAUAAGGAUGCUUGGACCAUCAUGCCACUGCUGCUGAGACCGAGAUCUCGCGGCACUGUCCGAUUGAGGAGCUCCAAUCCCUUCCACAGUCCCCUAAUCGACGCUAACUACUUCGCCGACCCCAGAGACAUCGCCACUUUGGUGGAGGGUGCUAAGCUAGCUAUGAAAGUCAGCGAGGCCAAGGUGUUCAGGCAGUUUGGGUCCAGGGUGCACCGGGUGAACCUGCCGGGCUGCAAGCACUUCAAGUUUGCCUCCGAUGCUUACUGGGACUGCCACAUCAGGCACAUUUCUAUGACGAUCUACCAUCCGGUCGGGACCACCAAGAUGGGCCCGUCCACUGAUCCCACUGCUGUCGUAGACCCUAGGUUGAGGGUCUACGGGAUCGGAGGGCUCCGAGUGAUCGAUGCGUCUAUCAUGCCCACUAUCAGCAGUGGAAAUACUAAUGCUCCGGUUAUCAUGAUCGGGGAGAAGGGUGCUGAUCUUGUUAAGGCUGACUGGUUGAAUUAUGAAACCGAGAGAUGAAGAUGGUGGUUUCUGCGACUGCUUUUAGAAUCUUGUAAGCUAUCGAGACGAUGUUGAAUUUGUGGCGUGUAGUGACUUUCGUGCCAGGUUUUAGAACACUUGUAGCGGUGGUCGUUGAGCUUUUAAGCAGUCUUGUCGAUGCCUGUGUAGAGGAUUCAUGAUUCGUUGUGAAUGUUUUAAUGAGUUUUGAGACGAAAAUGCGAAGGUUUUGCACGUUUUGUGGAUAGUAAUUUUCAUUUAUUGACCCUGGACCCAAUGAAAAAUGCAAUAUUUAUUAGUUAAAAUAUACGAAGCUUUGUCAGUGGUAGGGAUCUACUAGACCCUCGAAUGGAUUAAUUGAAAUUAAGUAGUUUUUGAAAAAUUGCGAUAUUUUCAUUCUUGUUAACCAACAAGUUAAAUUGAAUGAUUGAAUAAUUGCCAGCAAUAUAACAAAAAGCUUUGUCAAUAAGAAUAUUCCUCUCCCAACAGUGUGUACGGUAAAUUUUAAAGUAAACAAAUAUAUAAAAAACAUUUACACACAAUGCACAGAAUUUUAAGAUACAAAUGGAUCAACGACGAUAAAAUAUGCAAAACCUUUGUAUUCGUAAGAUAUUUUGAAUUAAUUCAGGUGUACGUAGACAUUUUUUUAUUGUUAUGUAGAAGAGUGUGUUAAGAUGGACAAUUUUGUUAUAAAACUGUUAAAUAUUGUAGAAUUGCAGCUUCGUAACUGCGACGUAGCCAAACAUAAAUUUAAUCUCGUAAUAAAAAUAUAGCGAAUAAACUAUUAAUAGGAAUGAUUACAUCGCAAAUUAAGAUCACGAAGGAAUUAUUUUUGUAACUUGCUCAUAAUACUGUAUAAUUUGCACAUAAUAGUGUACAGCUUUUUAUCAUACACUUUUACAAUUAAAAUAACAAUCACUCGUAGAUUUGAUCAAAACAUGUGUUAUCUCAGGUGAACUGUGCUGUCUAAGUGCCAUAAACUGUAACUUUAAUAUUGUAACAUAUUAAUUAUCAACUGUCCCUCAUUUGCCAAUUUUACUUGUUCCUUACUGUAAAUUAGUGUCAGUUAAAUAGUCAAGUUAUCAAAAUAUGUGAAUAAUUAAGUUAGUAAGUUUUAUCUUAAAAAAUUAAAAAUUAUACAAUUAACAAAUGAAUAGGAAGCACUGCCUUUCCACAAGCAAUUAAAAACAACAAGCAAAAAAAUCAACAUCUUGGAAAACUAAUUAAGUUAGCAAAACUCGGUCAUUAAAAAUAAAAAAAGCUGGGAAAAUGACACACUGGAUAGAUAAGUGUUAAAUAAGGAAUAGCAAGCAAAUGUUAUGUUAUGUGAAACGUUAAAUGCACUACUCGAAUUGAUACUUUGAUAAAAUGUGUAAUUUCUAAAAAAAAUAUAAAUGUUUUUACUUUUUGAAAGAUUAUAAAAAAAAUAUGCUAAAAUACAGGCUAUUAUUUUUGGUAGACCCAGGA